Messenger RNA from Brassica napus (rape), 1146 nucleotides. Its product is annotated as caffeoylshikimate esterase-like. The record is from RefSeq and is a predicted model, not a curated record. The coding region runs from base 1 to 474 and encodes 157 amino acids. Lineage: Eukaryota; Viridiplantae; Streptophyta; Magnoliopsida; Brassicales; Brassicaceae. Gene Ontology annotation, molecular function: lipase activity. Gene Ontology annotation, cellular component: membrane. The transcript has a single exon.
AUGGUUCUGCAUCCAAUCUCAGACGCUGACGAGAACAACCCCUUCGGCUCUCUCUCCGCCGAUGAGUUCUACGCGAAGCAUUCCGUCACCCAGUCCUCCGCCUUCAUCACCAAACCUCGCGGCCUCAAGAUCUUCACACAAUGGUGGUCUCCACUCCCUCCAGCUCGUCCCAUCGGUAUCGUCGCGGUCGUUCACGGCUUCACCGGCGAAUCCAGCUGGUUCCUCCAGCUUACGUCCAUCCUCUUCGCUAAAUCCGGUUACAUCACCUGCGCGAUCGAUCACCAAGGGCAUGGAUUCUCCGAUGGCCUCGUCGCUCAUAUCCCUGACAUCAAUCCCGUCGUCGACGACUGUAUCUCCUUCUUCGAUGACUUCCGUAACCGCCAGGAGACGCCCGAUUUGCCGUGUUUUCUCUACUCCGAGUCCUUAGGCGGAGCCAUCGCGCUCUACAUCUCGCUCCGUCAGAGAGGCGUCUGAGACGGACUCAUCCUCAACGGCGCCAUGUGUGGAAUCAGCGCGAAGUUCAAGCCGCCGUGGCCGUUGGAGCAUUUGCUCUUCGUCGUGGCGAACCUUAUCCCCACCUGGCGCGUCAUCCCCACUCGCGGAUCGAUUCCCGAUGUUUCCUUCAAGGAGCCGUGGAAGAGGAAGCUCGCGAUUGCUAGUCCUAGGAGGACGGUGGCGAGGCCGCGCGCCGCGACGGCUUACGAGCUGAUCCGUGUAUGUAACGAGCUUCAGGGGAGGUUCGAGGAGGUGGAGGUGCCGCUUCUGAUAGUGCAUGGCGGAGGAGACGUUGUUUGCGACCAAGCGUGCGUGGAGGAGCUUCAUCGGAGAGCAAGCAGCGAGGAUAAGACGAUCAAGAUCUAUCCGGGGAUGUGGCAUCAGAUGGUUGGUGAAUCGGAGGAGGACGUCGAUCUGGUUUACGGGGACAUCCUGACAUGGCUCAAGACCCGAUCGGGAACUGCCGCGGAGAGGAAACGGGAGUUGCGCGCUGGCGGCGGAGCUUAAGAGUUUUUUUUGACUCUUUGAGUACUGAGUUGUAGUCCAAUAGGCCAGCGCCAUCUGGCCAGCAACUAGUAUACAACGAGUCCACUAUCCCUUUGGGCAUUAAUAAUAUAUAAAAGUAUUUUAUAAAAAUUGAUUGUUAAGAUU